UCCAGAAAUCCAAAUCUUAGAAAACACAAACUAGUAAAGAAAAAAAUACAAGACUGUACAGAAAAUAGAGUAUAUAGAAAUAAUAGGAAUAGGAACAAAAAAUCCCCCAACUCCAAAGAAGAAGAAGGAGGAGUUGUUUGUACCUUGGAUCUCCAGCCAUGAUUCAUUUUGUUCUGCUCAUUAGCCGACAGGGAAAGGUGAGGCUAACCAAGUGGUAUUCACCAUAUUCACAAAAAGAGAGAACCAAGGUAAUCCGUGAAUUAAGUGGUAUGAUUCUCACUCGAGGACCGAAGCUUUGCAAUUUUGUCGAGUGGAGAGGAUACAAAGUCGUUUAUAAAAGAUAUGCAAGCCUGUAUUUCUGUAUGUGCAUAGACCAAGAGGACAAUGAGUUGGAGGUCCUGGAAAUCAUACACCAUUUUGUUGAGAUUCUGGACCGAUACUUUGGAAGUGUAUGUGAGCUAGACUUAAUUUUCAAUUUUCACAAGGCAUACUAUAUAUUGGACGAACUUGUGAUUGCUGGUGAACUCCAAGAAUCAAGCAAGAAAACAGUUGCACGUCUAAUUGCUGCACAGGAUUCUUUGGUUGAGGCUGCCAAAGAAGAGGCAAGUUCUCUUAGUAACAUCAUUGCACAGGCUACUAAAUGAGAGUAUGCAGGCAGCGUUCAAGUGUUUUGAGUGCAUUUAUGUUUUUCAGCUGUAAUCCAAACAUUAUUUCUUCUUUCAAUGUUUUCGUUUAACUUUGUAGUUAUAAAUAGGAAUUUCUUUGUAGUAAUGAGUUUUCUUCUCAACCUAAGCGUGGUGUUUACUUCACUCUGUUGCCUAAAAACUGCUGGUCAUAUAUAUAGUACUUGUUCCUCUGGUGGAGCUAGCUUAUAACG
Messenger RNA from Solanum lycopersicum (tomato), 877 nucleotides. RefSeq names its product AP-1 complex subunit sigma-2. Gene Ontology annotation, molecular function: clathrin-cargo adaptor activity. Gene Ontology annotation, cellular component: AP-1 adaptor complex; intracellular membrane-bounded organelle; membrane coat. Gene Ontology annotation, biological process: intracellular protein transport; vesicle-mediated transport. The record is from RefSeq and is a predicted model, not a curated record. Lineage: Eukaryota; Viridiplantae; Streptophyta; Magnoliopsida; Solanales; Solanaceae.